AUGGCUACCGACUCUAUUAAGAACACUGAUGUUCCCAAGGAACAGUCGAUUCCCGACAAGAAGAAUGCUCCUGAAACUGCCGAGCACUCAUCUGCAGAAAUUAACAAUAACACGACCGACAUGACAACCAAUGUCCACAAGGACAACAAAACCGUUGAUCUCGCCAACACCACGCCGGAAGAAUCUCUCGCCAAGAACCCUCAUCUCAAGGGCAUUCCCACUACCAUGAAGCUUCCAUCUGAGGCCCGCGAGUACGUGGCUAAAGUGGAGGAUGGUGAUUUGGCAUACCUGGAGCACUACUACGACGAUGGAAAGCUGUCAGAACACGACCUCCUAGAGUUGGGGGCCAGGGAAAUGUUUCCGUAG
Molecule: messenger RNA, 366 nt
Organism: Fusarium proliferatum ET1
Lineage: Eukaryota; Fungi; Ascomycota; Sordariomycetes; Hypocreales; Nectriaceae
Exons: 3
Coding region: 1-366 (121 amino acids)
Source: RefSeq, a predicted model, not a curated record